Dermochelys coriacea (leatherback sea turtle) is the source of this 6079-nucleotide messenger RNA. Its product is annotated as protocadherin gamma-C5-like. Lineage: Eukaryota; Metazoa; Chordata; Testudines; Dermochelyidae. The transcript is spliced from 4 exons. Gene Ontology annotation, molecular function: calcium ion binding. Gene Ontology annotation, biological process: homophilic cell-cell adhesion. The coding region runs from base 633 to 3434 and encodes 933 amino acids. Gene Ontology annotation, cellular component: plasma membrane. The record is from RefSeq and is a predicted model, not a curated record.
UGAACAAAAUAUGAUUUAAUGCUGCAGAUGUAUAUAUCAAAUAUAAGGUUACUAAACGAGGAUAUUGGUAUAUAACAUAGUAAGUGAGUGAAAUUCUAAAAAAAUCACUUAUAUUUAAAAGCUACAUAUAUACAUAAUAACUCCAGGGGAAAGGGGAGUUAUGUCUAAUUCAUAUGCAGCAAGAUUAAAAUUACAAAAAUAUUAUCAGUAAGUCUUUAUAAGGAAUAAAAAGAUUCGUCACUGACGACAGUUUUGUGGAUUUCCUAUGCAUUUCCUAGCACACUCAUAUUUACCUAAUAAAAAGAACGCAGCAUAUUUAAAAAAAAUUAAGUGUCAAAUAUAAAUACAAAUCUGCAAACUCCAGCACAAAGCUUCUGCAGUAAUUGGUUGAGACUCUGAGCGCCGCUGUUUACCAAUCAGGGAGAAGAAACGCGAAGAGAGAUCCAGCCAGCCCAGCACCGCUGUUAGACAGCACAGAACACAGAGAUCAGACUCUCACUCACCGGGUCUCUCCGGACUAAGCAUUAAUGGACGAUACUGGCUGAAAUAGGCUUAUGAUUUAACACCCGAUAUUUUCGGAAACAUUUAGCAGACAUUCCCUGAUUGGGAAUCUGGGGCGUUUCCACAUUACCAUGGGAACUGCAGAUGCACAAAGGCUCUGGGAUUGCAAAGGGCGAGCCCUGUUCUGCAUGAUACUGGUUACCGUUUGGGAGGCAGUUUCUGGGCAAAUUCGCUAUUUUAUUCCGGAGGAAAUGGAGAAAGGGUCUUUUGUUGCGAACAUCUCAAAGGAUCUGGAGCUGGAUGUAAAGCAGCUCUCAGACAGCGGAGUCCAUAUUGUUUCCGGAGGUAAGACUCAGUACUUUGCUUUAGAUUUCAAGAGCGGACAUUUAUACAUCACGGAGAGAAUAGACAGAGAGCACAUCUGUGGCCGAGUGGAGAAGUGUGUGUUAAACUGUGAGGUUAUAGUGGAGGAUAAAAUGAAACUUUUUCCGGUCGAAGUAGAAAUCACAGAUAUUAAUGAUAAUGCUCCGAGCUUCCAGUCAGAAGAAUUCGAUUUAAAAAUCAGUGAAACAGCAGCCCCAGGAUCACGGUUUUCUGUGCGUCAGGCACAGGACCCAGAUAUGGGACUAAAUUCCAUCCAGAGCUACCAACUCAGCAGUAACACGCAUUUCUUACUGGAUGUAGAAACGCAAUCUGAUGGAAUAAAAUACGCUGAACUGAUGCUGGAAAAGUCUCUAGACCGGGAAGAACAAGCCGUUCACAAUCUAAUCCUCACCGCCAUUGACGGGGGAGAUCCAGUCAGAUCCGGCACUGUGCAAAUCCGCGUAAUUGUUCUGGAUUCUAAUGACAAUGCCCCAGUUUUUAGCCAGCCUGUCUACAGAGUGAACAUUUGGGAAAACGUGCCUGAAGGUUCCCCGGUUGUUAUAGUAAAAGCCACUGAUCUGGAUGAAGGAGUCAACAAAGAGGUGAAAUACUCUUUCCAAAAAAUCACAGACAAAGCUUCCCAAAUGUUUCACUUGGACCCUAUAACUGGUGAAAUAACAGUCGUGGGGAAACUGGACUUUGAGGAAGUAGCAUUGUAUGAAACUGAGGUGCAAGCGCAUGACGGGGGAGGUCUUUUCGACAAAUCCAAAAUUGUAAUCGUUGUUAGCGAUGUGAAUGACAACGCUCCGGAAAUCGCUCUCAGGUCUCUCAUCAACUCGAUCUCCGAGGACUCUCCCCCGGGGACUGUCAUCGCACUUUUAAAUGUGCAAGAUCCAGACUCAGGAGAGAACGGGGAGGUCACGUGCUCCACACCCAGCGACCUCCCCUUUCAGCUGAAGAAACCCUUCGAGAAUUAUUACAGUCUGGUGACAGACCGAGCCCUGGACAGGGAGCAGGUAGCAGCAUACAACAUCACAGUGACCGCCACGGACAAUGGGUCUCCUCCUCUUUCUACAGCCAUCACGAUCCCACUCCGGAUUUUGGACACGAACGACAACGCCCCUUUCUUCGAUAAAACCUCCUACACCGGCUACGUCACGGAGAAUAACCCGAGAGGAGCCUCCGUUUUCUCCCUGAGGGCGACUGACCCCGACUGGGGGGAGAACGCCAGAGUCACUUACUCCAUUAUUGAAGGAGACAGAAGCGAAGUGCCUUUGUCCUCCUCCAUCUCCAUUAACUCCGAGACUGGGGCUCUCUACGCUCUGCGCUCCUUCGAUUACGAACAGUUCCGGGAGAUUCGGUUCCAAGUGCAGGCUCAGGAUGGGGGUUCCCCACCUCUCAGCAGUAAUGUCUCCGUCACUCUCUUUAUACUGGAUCAGAAUGACAACAGCCCACACAUCUUACACCCCUCCUUUCCCACCGAUGGCUCCACGGGAGUGGAGUUGGCCCCUCGCUCCUCCGAGCCGGGUUACCUGGUCACUAAGGUGGUGGCGGUGGAUGCAGACUCCGGGCAGAACGCCUGGCUCUCCUACCAGCUGCUGAAGGCUACAGAGCCGGGGCUCUUCUCUGUAGGACUCCACAGCGGCGAGAUCAGGACAGCUCGCUACUUCGUAGACAAAGAUGCGCUCAAGCAACUUCUGGUGGUUCUAGUGAAGGACAACGGGCAGCCCCCUCUCUCUGCCACGGCCACUGUCACGGUGGUGGUGGCUGACAGCAUCCCCGAAAUCCUCUCCGAUUUAAGCAGCCUCUCAGCUCCUAUAGACUCCCAGUCCAGCCUCACCUUGUAUUUGGUGAUCGCCGUGGCUUCCGUUUCCUGCUUGUUCUUUACCUUUACCAUAGUGUUACUGGCCCUGAGGCUCCGCAGGUGGAGAAACGCGCAGCUGUUUGACUCCUCGAGUGUGACUUUCAGUGGCGUUCCCGUGUCGCAGUUUGUGGGGAUCGAUGGAGUCAGAGCUUUUCUUCACUCCUACUCACAUGAGGGUUCUCUAACCACGGAGUCCAGUAAGAGCCAUAUCAACUUUCCCAAAUCAAACUGUUCAAAUACUCUGACCAGUCUGCAGGCUUACGAGAUAAAGAAUCCUAUUCUAAUGACUGAAGAGUUAUACAUUAAUAACGGGGAUCAGACCUCCUUUCAGCAAGCUCAGCCUAACCCGGACUGGCGUUUCUCUCAGGCCCAGAGACCUGGAACCAGUAGCUCUCAGAAUGGAGAAGAAGGUGGAGCUUGGCCAAACAACCAGUUUGAUACGGAAAUGCUUCAAGCCAUGAUCCUGGCAUCAGCAAAUGAAGCGGCUGAUGGGAACUCUACUCUGGGAGGAGGAGCCGGCACUAUGGGCCUCAGCACCAGGUAUGGCCCCCAGUUCACACUGCAGCACGUCCCUGACUACAGGCAAAAUGUAUACAUCCCCGGCAGCACUGCCACCCUCUCCAACUCCUCAGGUAAACGAGAUGGGAAGAGCUCAGGCUCUUCAGGUGGAAACAAGAAGAAGUCUGGGAAGAAGGAGAAGAAGUAGAAUUGACAGACCAUCAGCAGCUUAGACCUACAGGGCAGACCCCUCCAGCACUCCCCCAAAUCACAGCUUAGGAUAGAGGAUGAAUGUGAAUUUUGUGAUGAAAAAGCAGGAAACACUACGAAUGUAUGUCAUCAUCAGAGCUAGGAGUAGGGGCUCCUACUAUUAGUCCUCAUGAUGAAAAAUAAUUGGAAACAAAACAAAACAAAAAAAAUAAGUGCCCUGUUAAUACUAACUAAUAUUUUAUACUAUCACUUGGGUAAUUUAAUGUUCAAGGAUGUAAAAUCUUUUAAACAUGUCUUUGGAUUUGGUUUGCUCCAGAAUGGUCCAAGAAAGCCAUGAGGCUUGUUCUUGGCUUUGCCCAGUGUAAAUAAUUGUAACAUGGAUUUUUUUUUAUUUAUAUACUUUAGAUCAUUUUCAAAAAAAAAAAGUUCCCCAAAUUAGAACCCAUGUUCCAGAUUUUGAUAUUUAACUUUCCACUAGUGAAUCUGACCCUGAGUAACCUUGAAAUGGAUUCCUAGUUACAAAGUUGGUAGGGAGUGCUUCAGUUCCUGUUUACCUAUUAUCCUAAAAGAAAUAAGUGUUUACACUGCAUGAGCCGAUAGGAAUAAGGCUAAGAUGCGUUUUAAACAUUAUUUUUUUUAAGUGUGACCAGUGAUGGCCUGAAAUAUGAAACAAAAAUCAUGAUGUCUGAGAGACAGGGAAUGCAUUCAAUCUGCAGUGGAAAAGAUCUAAGUGCAGAGCAUGCCACUAGCAUUAUUGAGCUAUUCAAAACCUGUCCAUAUUGAUUUAGAGGCCUCUAUAGGACAAAUUCAUCUCCUCAAUUCUUUGCAGUAAAUAUUUAUAUGUAUAUUAAUGUUUUCCUGGAACUAAAGUUAAGAAAGUCCAAGUCCACUGCUGUGAGAACAAGGAGCUGCAGCUCCUUAAAGCAAUGAAAAGCUAAGUCCAUACCAAGGAAUGAUAUUAUCAGAGAAUAAACUCUGAUCUAUUUGUAUGGAAUAGAGACUGAAUGCUUCACAUUUCUGCUCAUUAAACUGCAUGCAAUACUCACCUCACAUCUACAGUAGGACAGCUAACUCUACCAGAUCUAGGGAAGUCAUCAUUGCAUGCAUGUACAGCAUAGUGUAAAUACACUGUGAGAUAAGUGAGUCUCAGUGCAGGCCAAGCAGUGUCUAUCUGGGAGUGGGGUUCAGUAAUAAGUGGCACAAUGUGUUAUAAAGAGUCAUUGCUCUGGCCUAGAGCAGUGAUGAGAUUUGCACAUUCCAUGUCUAUGCAGAGCAGCCAAGGACAGCCUUUGUUCAUUAGCCUUCAGAACUGGAUACUCAGUAACUGACAGUUGAUUUGAUGGGACCAAGGGACCAUGCUCACAAAUAAGGGACCCAAGAACUGGAGCUGAGCACAUGCCACUGACUGCAAAGCCAGUGGGCCUGAGAGCUGCUCUGGAGAUGCUCACAGGAGGGCCCAGGUCAGUCAGGUGACCAAGAGGAAGGAUACUGCUGGAUCACACACUCAUUCCAGCCCAGACUGUAACUGUACACAAGCAAUUAGAUGUGACUCAAAAUCCACUGGAUUUAGUCAGAAAUAUGGACAAGACUUUGCCUUGUUUUUGGUACCACUGGUACUGGGAUUUUUACCACAUUGAUAGAAUAGGAUUGUCAGGAAGUAGGGUCUCUCCACUAUGUGCCCUUUGUAACUAUGUACUCUGCUGACUGUUGGUCCAGACACAGCAAAGAGAGAGCGUGCAGUGUGCCCUUAGCAUUGAAUCAGCUUGGCAGCGAGUCUCCACAAGCACCUAGUCAGUGAGGAAGGCUGUAUUGUACCCUUAAGCCCCUCUUUAGCUAGAGAAGGGGGAUGCCCUUUACACUGGGCCGGCUUCCCAUAUCAAAGUAAGUGGGAGGGACCUGGGAAGGAAAAGGCAAAGGCAAAGAUACAGGGAUAGCUAUGCCAGGAUUGUUUUAAUUUCUAAUGAAUAACUCACCUGAGAAGAUCCAGCCUUCUAUGAUCACUCAGAUUAAACUUUCUCCAAGCAGCCAGGGUGCUUGCCUGGCCUGACGCAGCCCAGCGUCCGGCAGUAUUCACCAGAGCAUUGUGCACUAACUGAUGCCUCGUUAGCCAAUUGCUAUCUCCUUGUGUCUAGAGAAACAGGACUUGUCUAUGCGAAGAACUUGUCUGUGUAUGAUUUUUGUACUGAUCCCAGUCACCCUCUGCGGUGGUUGCACUAGAAACAGUUUACACAGUUAGUAAGGCUUUUACAAACUAAUGUAGUUAUUAUGUGACCCUUCUAGAAGUACUGUAGAUGAAUUGUAGUGUUUAUAUUUUCUUUUAAUCAGCAAUCUGAGUUAGUGUAGAGAGUGUUUUGUACUAGUGAUGUGUUACUUUUAUCUCAGUAAAUAACUUGUGGACAUCAGUAUUUUCAAUUUCUCUUUAUCUUCUUUCUGUGUGAUCUGUGCUCUAAGUGUAUGUGAAAUGAAACACACUUGUCCUUUCAAUGUGUCUAAUAUUGAAUUAUACUUAUAUAUUAUAUAAAUGCUUAUAUCCUCUUAUAUCCAUAUAGACCAAUGUUCAAUGUGCUACACGCAAGUUUUAUACUCUAAUAUUUAUAUUGCUUUUUUUCUUUGGGAAAAAAUAAUAAAAUGGUUUCUUCUGAA